Molecule: messenger RNA, 564 nt
Organism: Cryptomeria japonica (Japanese cedar)
Lineage: Eukaryota; Viridiplantae; Streptophyta; Pinopsida; Cupressales; Cupressaceae
Product: anther-specific proline-rich protein APG-like
Exons: 1
Coding region: 1-564 (187 amino acids)
Source: RefSeq, a predicted model, not a curated record
AUGCCGCACCUGCGCCGCCCAGCACCCGACGCCACCUCCGCUUCCCGGCAGCCUCUGGCAACUCCAGCUCCAGCUCCGAGCCCGCAGCGUCCACCGCCACCACCGCCUCCCGCGAGCGGCCCCCGCCGCGUCCUCCAACGCCGCUGUCCGCCCGCAGGUUCUCCACCUGCUGCUUGUCCGCGCCUCCCCGCAGCUCUGCCCACGCUGCACCGGUGCCCUCCGCCCCGCUCCGGCUCUGCUACCUCCACUCCCAAGUCUCUAUUGGUGCCGCUCAUCCGCAACUGUCGGUUCCUCUCGGCUCUUCCGGACCGCUGCCCGCCACACAGACCGGAGGAACCCGCGCCCGCCACGUGGCAGGCGGCCACUGGCCCGCGGGAAAACCGUACAGACAGUCAGCUAUUUCCGUAUGCCACGUCAACCGUACAGAUGCCACGUCACUCGCCGAAUCAGCUCGCACAGUCAGCAAUUCCGUACAGUAUGGAACAUACAGUCAGCUUGCCACGUAAUCUGUCAGUACGGUACGGACGUCCAGUCAGCAGGGUGAAGUUUUGGCGACGGUCAUAA